Messenger RNA from Rosa chinensis, 1360 nucleotides. RefSeq lists its product as uncharacterized. The record is from RefSeq and is a predicted model, not a curated record. Lineage: Eukaryota; Viridiplantae; Streptophyta; Magnoliopsida; Rosales; Rosaceae. The transcript has 2 exons. Bases 482 to 1189 code for a protein of 235 amino acids.
AAUCUGGACGUACGGCCUAACUUCUCCUCAUAGACUAAAUGUGGCAAAUUGGCGUAUCUGGUUCGGAAAGAAAGAAAGAAAAAAUGGUAUAGAAAAGAGCGAAAAGGAAGCCUUAAGGUGGCGAGCAGAUGAGAAAAAGCAAAGCCCAUUUACAUAUGCAUGAUAUAUCCCACAUUAUUAGGCUCAUGUAAGUAAUUUAGCAAUAAAGUGGGUGGUUUUGCUUUUGCCCUAUGCUACUUUUUGUGUUGCUCUGCUCAUGUUCUGUCCUCCUCCUCCUCCUCCUCGCCCAUGGAUUAUAUAUACGGAGCCCUGGAAUACUGAAUUACGCAGUUAAACAAGUCCACAUUCAUUUCGUAUUAUAUAUACAAAGCUGAGCCCAGGCACGGUAGUGGAGGGAACCUGGAGGCUAUAUAUAUAUAUUUAUAAGAGCAAGAAGAGGAAAAGCACCAAAGUUGAGAGAGAAAGAGGAAUAAGAGAUAUCAUGGAAUGGAGAAAAUGCUAUUUGGAUGUAAUUCUGGUUCCCCUAGGGUUUCUGAUAACAGCUGGUUAUCAUGGAUGGUUAUGGCACAAUGUUCGUACCAAGCCUGAGACUACUAUCAUCGGCAUAAACACCAGAGGAAGAAGAUUAUGGGUCUCUGCAAUGAUCAAGGACAAUGAAAAGAAGAACAUCCUGGCAGUCCAGACGCUUCGAAACACGAUCAUGGGAUCAACCCUAAUGGCCACCACGUCGAUCCUUCUCUGCUCCGGCCUGGCGGCCGUGAUUAGCAGCACGUACAGCGUGAAGAAGCCGCUGAACGACGCCGUCUAUGGGGCUCAUGGGGAGUUCAUGGUCGCCCUCAAAUACGUGACCCUGCUCACCCUUUUCCUCUUCUCCUUCAUGUGUCACUCGCUUUCCAUCAGGUUCAUAAACCAAGUGAACAUCCUCAUCAACAGCCCUCAGGACCCCAGUUCUCCAGUGACCCCCGAGUACGUGUCGGAGCUUCUAGAGAAAGGUUACAUUCUGAACACGGUGGGGAACAGGCUUUUCUAUGCAGCACUACCUCUUAUGCUUUGGAUUUUUGGGCCGGUGCUGGUGUUUUUGUGCUCCAUAACCAUGGUGCCAAUGCUUUACAAUUUGGACUUUGUGCUUACAAGGCCUGAUCAGAAAGGAAAGAACAUGGAUACUUCUGGAAAUUCGGACUUCGUUUGAAUAUGCCGAUAUCCCAAGUCAUGAGGACGUUUGGUGCAUGAUCUAAUUAGUUUAUCGAAAAGAAGAAAAAGAAAGAAAAGACUGCAAUUUGAAGAAAUUUUGUAUAAAUGCUUUGUUCUCUAAUUUGACUUGCCUCAAUCAGAUGAAUCAAUCCCUUCCUGCUUUACUAAA